Staurois parvus is the source of this 377-nucleotide messenger RNA. NCBI's taxonomy places the organism in Eukaryota, Metazoa, Chordata, Amphibia, Anura, Ranidae. The record is from the annotation of a GenBank genome assembly.
CACUGAUACAUGACACUGAUACAUGACACUGAUAUAUGGCACUGAUAGGCAGCACUGACUGGCGACUGGCACUGAUGAGUGAUAUUGAAAGGCAGUUCAUAUGGGCACUGAUAUGUGGCAUUGAUGUGCACUGGUAUGCACUGAUAUGUGGCAUUGAUGUGGCACUGAUGGGCACUGGCACGUCGCACUGAUGGGCACUGGCACAAGGCACUGAUGAGCACUGACAGGUGGCACUUCUGGGGCCACACUGAUCAUCAGGGCACAUUGAUCAUCAGUGCCCUGAUGAUCAGUCUCAAGCGGAGAGAAAUGCUGAUAACCGGCAUUUCCGUGUUUACAUGUGAUCAGCUGUGAGUGGACACAGCUGAUCACAUGACCGA